AUGGGUAACGCAAAUUCAGCAAUGCUGGAAAAUAUCGUCAGCGGUACCAACUUUGACAGAGAUGAGGUCGAUCGCCUUAGGAAACGGUUCAUGAAACUGGACAAAGACAACUCCGGCACGAUCGAGCGCGAUGAGUUCCUCUCCCUCCCCCAAGUCUCGUCCAACCCGCUUGCGACACGAAUGAUCGCCAUAUUUGACGAGGAUGGCGGCGGCGACGUCGAUUUCCAAGAGUUCGUCUCUGGCCUCAGUGCCUUCAGCUCCAAGGGAAACAAGGAGGAGAAGCUCAAAUUCGCCUUCAAGGUCUACGACAUUGACCGGGACGGCUACAUCAGCAAUGGCGAGCUGUUCAUUGUGUUGAAGAUGAUGGUGGGCUCCAACUUGAAGGACCAACAGCUGCAACAGAUUGUGGACAAGACCAUCAUGGAGGCAGAUUUGGACCACGAUGGAAAGAUCAGCUUCGAGGAGUUUCAGAAGAUGGUUGAGAACACGGACGUCAGCAUGAGUAUGACGCUGGACCAAUUCUAA
Molecule: messenger RNA, 525 nt
Organism: Ramularia collo-cygni
Lineage: Eukaryota; Fungi; Ascomycota; Dothideomycetes; Mycosphaerellales; Mycosphaerellaceae
Product: calcineurin regulatory subunit B
Exons: 4
Coding region: 1-525 (174 amino acids)
Molecular function (GO): calcium ion binding; calcium-dependent protein serine/threonine phosphatase regulator activity
Source: RefSeq, a predicted model, not a curated record